AUGACGAACAUCGAGGAUGAGGAAGCAGAGAGAGUGAAGCAAUGGAGGACAAAACAAAUACGGCUGUUGAGACUGGACUCGAGGUUUUCCCUCCCAUAUCCCAUGCGUCUCACGGCAGCAACAUCGCUCUCCUUCAUCACCGGCAUAGCUUUGGGAGUCUCCCAUGGUAGCCAGACGGCUGGACUACGCUUUAGAGCAGAGAAUGCCCAUCGACUACCAACUACACCGACAGGAUGGUAUCUCUAUCACAAGAGCAAGAAUUACGUUAUGGCUUUGGCAGGAGUCAGGGAAGGAUUGAAGAUGGGAGCCAAGGUUAGCUUCUGGACAGCAGGGUUCUUCAGUAUUGAAGAGAUGUUCGACCGAUAUCGAGGAACCAAAGAUUUUGUCAACACCGUUAUUGCGAGUCUCUCAAUUGCCGGCGGUUUCAGUUUGUGGAACCGAUUUCCCAUUACUACCGCAGCGAGAACGGCGAGGAGUGGACUAGCUAUCGGCUUGGCAUAUGGUCUCGCCCAAGAUGCAAUAGCAGCCGCAAAGGGACGAAAGCCAGCAUAUGUGGACUUCAUACAGCGAAGAGGACGUCGAAAAGCCGACGUAGAGAACUCCCAAAUGGCAUGA
This is a messenger RNA of Mollisia scopiformis, 615 nucleotides long. RefSeq lists its product as uncharacterized. The record is from RefSeq and is a predicted model, not a curated record. Lineage: Eukaryota; Fungi; Ascomycota; Leotiomycetes; Helotiales; Mollisiaceae. The transcript is spliced from 2 exons. Bases 1 to 615 code for a protein of 204 amino acids.